UCCAGUGCGGCGCUGCUACCUUGAACCACACAACAAACACCCUACUCUAGUCUGGAGAGAGCUUCCGGGAGCACAAACAAGCAAUGGCGGAGUUCGCUCUUGGGCUGACCAAGACGGCGGUGGAGGGGACCUUGAGCAGGGUCAAGUCGGCGAUAGAGGAGGAGGCGAGGCUCAAGGAGAAGGUGCAGCACGACCUGGUGUUCAUCACCGCCGAGUUCCAGAUGAUGCAGUCCUUCCUCAACGUCGCCAACAAGGAGCGCGCCGAGAACCAGGUGGUGCGGACCUGGGUGAGGCAGCUUCGCGACCUGGCCUUCGAUGUCGAGGACUGCGUCGAGUUUGUUGUCCAUCUGGACAACAAGUCGACAUGGUGGUGGCGGAUUGUGCCAUCAUGUAUGGCACCGCCGCGGCACCGGCACCUCGACGAGGCCGCCGCCGAGAUAAAGCUGCUCAAGGAAAGGGUCGAGGAUGUUAGCCAGAGGAACACACGCUACAACCUCAUCAGCGACUCUGGCUCCCACACCAAGGCCAUCUCAGUGGCGGAGCAGCCGGCCCCGGCCACCGCCAACCCAUCAGCAUCUGUUUUCCCCCUCUUGCGGGAAGUGUGGGAUGUUGCUGGGAGGAUAAGCAACAUCGACAACCUCCAAGAUGUGAUCACUCAUGAAAGCAACGACCUUCAAGUGAUCUCGUUAUGGGGAAGUACAGGGGGUGAUCUUGGAGCCACAUUCAUCUUCAGGGAGGUGUAUUACAACAAACAAAUCUGCCAAGAAUUCAAAAGCCGAGUCUGGAUAAAGCUGAUGCAUCCCUUUAACCGGGACGAGUUCCUCAAGAGCUUCAUGAUUCAGUUAUGCACAAGCUCCCACCAAGCAACUGUUGGAAUGGAGGAUUUCGGUACAAGGAUGAAAGUAGCAAGAGUGGUUACUGAAGACGAUCUAAUCAAGGCCGAGCAACUCAUGAAAGAGAAUAGGUAUCUCGUCUUCCUCGAAGAAGUAUCCACCCUGGCAGAGUGGGAUGCUAUCAAAAUCUACCUGCCUGACUGUAAGAAUGGCAGCCGGAUUGUCAUGUCUACGCAGGACUUAGGUGUUGCACUUAUGUGCACUGGGGAUCCAUACCAAGUAUCGGAGCUCCGGCACUUCUCUCACGGUCAAGCUAUUUGUGCCUUUUUCAAGACGGUCUCCUCUAGUCGUCGCCGUGAUAUGAGUGAACUUAAACGGCUGAUAAGACGAGUCGGUGUGAUCUCUGUGCAUGGUCGCACGCGGAGCAAGUUAGAACUUGUCAAAGAGUUGUACCACUGCAUAAAGGAUAUUGACGAGGAACAGUAUUUUAGCUUCCAGUUUGGAAAUUAUAGAUGGGUCAAUGUUUCCAAUGGACUGAAUAGGAUGGACUUUCCUCGACGCUUACAUUUGGAUUUGGAUGAUGUUGAUGAUGAUUAUGAUGACUCAGCCGAUAAUGAUUCAGAUGAUUCUCGAGGCAACGAAGUUGACCAUGAUGAUUCACAUGGUCUUCAAGCAAACGAAGUUGCAGCAGUUGACCAAGAGUUAAUUGAAGGUUGUUGUAAGACUCUGCAUGAAAAGGAUUGCCUUGUUGUCAUUGAUGGUCUGCAGUCUACAGAAGACUGGGACUGGAUCAAAGAUACCUUCUUAACGCAGCCUACUAAAGGUUGUAUUGUUGUCAUUACAAAUGAAGAACACGUGGCCAAGCAUUGUGUAGAUGAUGAAGAAUAUCGGGCCAUCAAUUGUGAAUAUCUGGAGCCCAAGGGUCGCAGAAUCGAAGAGGCACAUGACUGGACCAACAAGUUCCAACUUUUUGGGCAUGACGGUGAUGGGGAACUUCCAUCAGAGAAGGUGACUGCGGUGUGGGGGAUUGCUGGUAUUGGGAAAUCAGAUUUCGUCAGAAACACUUACUACAACCGCAUCCUUGGUAUCUUAGGAUUCUCAUAUGUCGGAAACAUUUUUAGCUACUAUAGUUGGGUUGAUGUGCCCCAUCCCUUCAAUUUGACAGAAUUUUCUCGGCGCCUGCUUCUAGAUUUCCAUUCUGAUGAUAUUCAAGCCAAGGAAGUGGCAUCAAUUAGUAUAAUAGAAGGCCAGGACCCAAUUCAAGGGUGUCGUAAUAUCAUGAGUCGGCAUUCCUACUUAGUAGUUUUUGAUGGCCUGCGGUCCAAGGAUGAAUGGGACUUGAUAAAAGACACCUUCUUAUCUGAGUUAUCUGGGCAUUCUGCACUAAGCACUAUUGUUGUCAUUACAAAUGAAGCAACUGUGGCCAGGUAUUGUGUAGAUAAUAAGGAUGAAUGUGUGGUCAACGUCAAAGGUCUAGAAGCUGGUGAGGCCCUUGGUCUGUUCAAAAAGGUACUUGGUCCCGACAAGAUAUUGACUCCGAGGGAGAUGAAACUUUCAAAACAUAUCUUGGCCAAGUGUGGAGGCCUUCCCAAAGUGAUAGUUGCAAUAGGCAAGUAUUGUCGUCGUCGCAAUAAGGUGGAGGAUAUAAAGGAAAACUUUAUGGACAUGUUGGAAAACGACGCUAAAUUUGACUGUUUAAGGGGUCUAUUUUCUUGGAUGCACUCCUACUUUGAAGAUUGCAACGAUUCACUCAAGCCAUGUAUCUUCUAUUUGCCGGUAUUCCCUACAAACCACAACAUUAGGUGGAGGCGUUUAAUGAGGCGGUGGAUCGCGGAGGGUUAUUCCAGGGACACAUCUAGUGGUACUGCAGAGGAGAAUGGAGAAAGGUUGUUCUUUGAACUUGUCGAUUUGAGCAUAAUCCAACAACCAUCAAGUAAGUCCAUGUGUCGAGUCAAUGGUUUCUUCCAUGAAUACAUUAUCUCACGACCAAUGGAAGAUAAUCUUGUCUUUGCACUGGAGGGGCAUUGUAGUCUGAACUCGCAACUUGUGGGAAAGCACCUCACCAUAAGAAAAAGCUGGGAUAGGGACAUCAAUGUGUUUGAGAACAUUGAUUUCUCAUCACUAAGGUCUUUGACGGUGUUUGGGGAAUGGAAUCCAUUCUUCGUAUCUACCAAUAAUAAUAUAAGACUUCUUCGGGUGUUGGAUCUAGAGGACACAACAAAUGUAACAGAUAAUGACCUUGAGCAGAUCGGGAAGCUACUGCCUCGCCUCAAGUUCCUCUCCUUACGAGGACAUAGAGCGAUGACCCGUUUGCCAAAUUCAUUGGGUGACCUGAGGCAACUUCAAACAUUGGAUGCCCGACACACCUCCAUAGCCACACUCCCACAAGGUAUCACCAAGUUGCAAAAGCUGCAAUACAUACGUGCCGGCACAAGUAAACAACCAUGGAAUGAAGGUGGUAGAGUCAUAAGCCUAACAGCACCAUAUUAUGACAGUACAUUGACACCAGCACAAGAUGGCGAUGGCACUCCCCCAAGCCAACACCCAGCAGCAGCACCACCAACACAAAUAGAAGAAGGUGUUGGCAGCAGCACAAGCCAAGCAGGAGCACCAGAUGUAGUCAAGACAUCAAUAGCGUCAAGGCGCAUGCCACAUACUAUGCUAUCUAGCUGGUUUUCCAAGUUGUGCUACACAGCACCACGACUUAAUAGCCUUGGCGUUGAGGUUCCCGCAGGAAUCGGGAAAUUGACGGCCUUACAUACUCUUGGUGUUGUUAACGUCAGUGGUGUAGGUGGGAAGGCCAUCCUGAUGGAGCUCAAGAAUCUUUCCCGACUGCGCAGGCUCGGGUUGUGCGGCAUCAACCGGGAAAACUUGAAGGAGCUGUGUUCAGCCAUCUCUGGUCACGCCCAUCUGGAGUCUUUGUCAGUCCAAGUUGACAAGGAAGAGGAGCAGGGUUUGUUCUGCUGUUUCGAUGACACAAUCUCCAAGCCACCCAAGAACCUGAAGACACUUAAGUUGUAUGGGUAUGCACACAUAUUGCCAGGCAGCUGGAUGAAGCAUCUUGAUAACCUCAAAAGGUUGGAUCUUGAGAUGACCAUAUUCAGGCAAGAGGACCUACACGUCCUUGAUGAACUGCCAAAGAGCGAAGCCCUAGGUCACCUUUGUGUAAAGCUGAUUCAAGAUGCUGAGCUUCAUUUUACAACCCCAAAAGAUGUUCCGUACAACGACCUACAUCCGCGUGUGCUCGAGAUCGACUGUACCUCCAAAGUACAGGUAUCUUUUUUGCCGCCAGCUCGGAUGAUGGUAUAUGUUGAGGUGCUUAAGGUUCACUGCUCUAGUGGGUCGUCUCUGCGGUUCUCUGGGCUAGAGCAUCUAGUGUGUCUCAAGGAAGUGUGGCUCAAGGGUUCCUACGGAGACGAACUCAAGCAAGACUUGCAGCAGCAACUUUCCAGGCUUCAGAAGAAACCUGUAUUGAAGUUGGUGCAAUCCUGACUCCUGGACCGAUCAAUGAAGAUUCCAAGUUGCCAUUAAUGUAACGCCGAGAUAUAUGUACAUGUUGCAUGCCCUAGUGCUUGUUUAUUUCUCUGUAUAUAAUGUCCACACAAUAUGCAGCUGGAAUUUGUAUCGCUUAGAUUAUUAAUGUGUGUAUACAUGUGCGUUUCUGUAA
Molecule: messenger RNA, 4500 nt
Organism: Triticum aestivum (bread wheat)
Lineage: Eukaryota; Viridiplantae; Streptophyta; Magnoliopsida; Poales; Poaceae
Product: disease resistance protein Pik-2
Exons: 4
Coding region: 84-4325 (1413 amino acids)
Biological process (GO): defense response to other organism
Molecular function (GO): ADP binding
Source: RefSeq, a predicted model, not a curated record